Messenger RNA from Aspergillus pseudotamarii, 975 nucleotides. RefSeq lists its product as uncharacterized. The transcript has a single exon. The record is from RefSeq and is a predicted model, not a curated record. Gene Ontology annotation, molecular function: protein binding. The coding region runs from base 367 to 921 and encodes 184 amino acids. NCBI's taxonomy places the organism in Eukaryota, Fungi, Ascomycota, Eurotiomycetes, Eurotiales, Aspergillaceae.
UACACCUCAUUUAACCCGCGCAUCGGCAUUUAGCUUCGACACGUAGUGUCCUACGCCACGCCAUUCAUAGAUUAGGUAUGACUGACGCCUAAGACAUGGCCCCACUCAUCUCCAUUCCAUCUCUCCGCAAGCAGGAUCCUCGGUACAAGGGAAGGGAAUCACGGCUGAAUGCGGAUAUCUAUAAAGAUGAUGUCGGAUCUCAAUGACAUCCCACUUCCCCCGCCCCCACUGCGACAUCUCUGACUACCAUUCCUCCCUCCCUCCUUCUGCUACGCCCCAGAUUAAAGCAUCCUCCCACGGAAAGCACUCACUUACCCCUCCAAUUUCAUCUCAAUUGAACCAUAUUCCAUCUACAAAACGGUCAAGAUGUCUCCAAUCGCUGUGCAACCUACAACAGCGACCACAUCUACCACUACCACAACUGUCCUCCCUACCUCCAUUGAGACGCCCCCGACUCAUCCAGACCUAAUCCGAGUCGAUCGUGGCACCAAGGCCUUUUCUUCCAGUGCGGUGUCCCUCGUCGCACUGCCCGCCGGCUCCCUCUUCGCCAAGAUUACCACAGCCACGCCCUCCAAGAAAGCAUACACCUCUGUCCAGACCGGCGCUAACAGCCACAUCGAGCUGAACUCGGAUCUUGUGUAUUGCAACCACUCAUGCAACCCAUCGCUGAACUUCGACAUGGGCAAGAUGGAGGUCCGAGUCGUCGAUGAUCGCGACCUGAAGGUGGGCGACCAGCUCACGUUUUUCUAUCCCAGCAGUGAGUGGGAUAUGGAUCAGCCUUUCCAGUGCAACUGUGGAGCUGGAGAGGGCAUUUGCAAAGGGUUGAUCAAUGGGGCGAAGAAGAUGGACCGGAAGGAUUUGGAGGGAUACUGGUUGAACGACCACAUCAAGGAGUUAUUGCAGGAGAGGAGCUCUUCGUAAUCUAGAAAACCAUGUAUGAUGAUAUGAAAGGGUGCAGACUGGGGUGGAAGCUGG